Messenger RNA from Bolinopsis microptera, 3847 nucleotides. RefSeq lists its product as uncharacterized. The coding region runs from base 276 to 2552 and encodes 758 amino acids. NCBI's taxonomy places the organism in Eukaryota, Metazoa, Ctenophora, Tentaculata, Lobata, Bolinopsidae. The transcript is spliced from 19 exons. Gene Ontology annotation, molecular function: protein binding. The record is from RefSeq and is a predicted model, not a curated record.
CUACUUGUUCCUCUAAUUUUGGAGCCCGAGUCUCUUUAUUGUAUUUUUGAUUUCGAUCUAUUUUUUAUUGUUUUAGCAAUUCCCCUUUUUUAUCCAACAUGCAUUAAUCAUACUUUACCGGACAAUUUAUCGUCAAAAAUCAAAUUCUCUUCUAAUUUAAAUGGUUCGAAACUGAAAUAAUCUGAAACUGGAGCAAGUUAAUUUUGCAUCUUUGAUGAUAUUUGCUCAAACAUUUCUCCUCUUUACUAUCAAACUUUUAUAAAUUACCUUCAGCUAUGUUCUCACUACACUGCCUACUAAUUCUACUCCUGACUGUUCUAGUGGAAACACACUUUACUAAAUGUGAUUGUAAACCUUGUAAUUGUAAAGACUUUGGGACACUCCUCUGGGUUGACUGCUCAUUCAGAAACUUAUCUCAGAUACCAGAGAAUUUACCAAAGAAUGUUACCCACUUAGAUCUGUCAAAUAACAGACUCUCAGAUUCUAUAGCAUAUCUCAACGGAGACUUGAGAGAUCUUAUGGAACUUAAUCUAAAUAAUAACGAUAUCUACAUGCUUUGGGGACCACACUUCCAUGCUCCCCGAUUAAAGAAGCUGCAUCUCCAUGGGAACCAACUGGGCUACCUUCCCGGAUCCACCUUCAGGGGUAUGGAGAAGCUAGAGGAACUAACACUACAGCAUAACUCCCGGUUGUAUCUAGAUUUUGGUAUAUUCGACACGUUAACUUCUCUUAAGACUCUCGAUCUCUCAGACACGGGUAUCUCUCUUGAAGAAGAGGAACAUCAGAACCUCUUUCUUAAUCUGGUAGAACUAAGAACACUGCAUCUAGACGAGAACAGAUUAGAACUGUGGAGUUUCCGUGGUGAUGAGAUGGUGAACUGUAAACAUUUAGAGAUAUUCACCGCUAGAAACAGUCGGAUUAGUGCGCUGCCAGAGAAGGGACUGUUUAGGAAGAACCACAAAUUACGAAUAGUUGACCUUUCCGGAAACAAUUUGAUGAACAUGAGAACGACAGAGUUUGGAUACUCCUGGCAGCUAGAAUCCCUGAACAUCAGCAACAACAAUAUCCUCUCCUUCUACCCAGAAUAUCAGAGUUUUAUGCUGAGAGCCCCCCAGAGACUUAAAUUACUGGACCUCAGUCACAACGAGUUUCAGACAUUACCUCUGGACCUGUUGACACAGAUAUCUGGAAGAAGAACUUCAGUGGGGAUCUACAAGAACGAUAACCUAUAUUGCUCUCCUGUCUUUCUCUUCAGACUCACUGACUACCUCGCAUCCACCAGGAACAACUUGCUGAGUCCGAAUAUGAUAAAGUGUGGACACCCAGAACGUUUAAAAGGACAAGUAAUCGGCGACUUCUCAUGUCCUGAAGGAGCCGUGUUCAACAUCUGUUCUAAUCCGGUAGAGCCGACUUGUGGGGAUCCUAAAAAACAAUACCAAUCUGACUCAGACUGUGUUCCUAGAUGUGAGUGUCCUAGUGAUAGACCUGUAAAUACAGACGGAGUAUGUCAUCUUCUUGAGGAAUGCGGGGAGUGUUAUAAGGAAAGAAACACGUAUGCCUUGAAGCAGAGGAGUAACAUGCCUAGUUGUGAUGAUCGGGGGAACUACAAGCCUCUCCAGUGUCGGACAGAUGGCAAAUGUUGGUGCACUGACCCACAGGGAGACAAGAAAUGCCCAAUGUUCUUCAGAAAAGAUGUCGGUGAAAAUGUUUGUGAAAAUGGGGUAGACCCUCUUUUAGAGCUCCUCCCUGACCAAUACCCGCCAGAAGCUAACUGUGAAAUGAAGUCAGCUGCAAUCAAAAGUAGUCCUUAUAAAACAUGUGCUGUUUGGGGAAAUGGGAGAAUAAAACAAUACGACGAUACAGUUUUUCAGGUGUCGGCGGAUUGUUACUACGAUCUAAUAAGUGAUUACUCCAGGAAGCCUCAAUACCAUCUUUAUGUCAGAUUUACCAAGUGCGAGGGAAGACCGUUCUGCAUUACAAUGUUACAGCUAUACAUUGACAGAGUGCAUCUUGUCAGGAUAUCUCUAGAGUUCGACAUUUUCUACGGAAAUAAAAUAGUCUCCUUACCGGUAAACUCGGAAAUCAGCCUGUUUGGAGACAAAGUAAAAGUUGCGAGGAAGGAUAAAACCCUGACGUUACUUUUGGAGGAUUUGCAGAUAAUGUACUCUAACCAGAACUACCUAGUUGUCAGGACAAACGCGCAUGAACUGUCUAACAUUAAUGGAGCAUGCGGGGCGAUCUCUCAGAACAGUCAGAAUGAUGUUUUUAUCGGACAUCAACUAUUUAGCCAACGGAAGUUGAUCCAGAGCUGUGUUGACUCUAAAGAGCUAGUGCAGACAGAGCCGAGCAAGGAGAUCAGAACUUGUAGGUCUAUCAGAGAACAGGGACACUCUGUCCCUAAAUCCAUUACACAUCAGAUAAUGCGAGGUUGUGAAGCUGACUCCCUUCUCAUGAACAGACGGGAUGUGUUCUGCGGAAAUCUAGCUGCUAUCAACUCUUAUCACACGGACAAUAAUCUUAAUAACGCAACUUUAGAUGCGAGAUGUGUUUGAUGACGGAUUAUAACCUAUCAGUGAAUCUGAGAUAACUACUGAUUAGUAAGAAUGAUAACUUCUGGUUAAUGUUGAGAUAGAUAUGAUGCCACCCAGACAAGCCACCUUAACUGAAGAAAAGCCGCUUAAGACGUGUUAUUUAGACUGAAGCCGCUCAAGGAUUCAAGCCACCCUGUCCUAAAUCUAGCACAUUAAAUCACUGAAUAUUGAAUAUAGCAGAAGAGUAAGUCAGAGCGGAGAAUAAUCCGGAAAUUUCGAUGAAUUAUCGGAAAUUUCCAGCGUGUUCCUUCACGUCACCACGUAGACCCCUGUGUUAUGCGGUUCUGAGGCUGUUUUAGUAUUUAUAAUAUUAUUAUGUUAUAUAUUAUAGAUCAUAUCAUAGUUAAUUUAUCUCUUUUGUCGCACAAUUGGAUUCAAACGAUUUUUACUGAAUAAAUUUUUGAAACAAAGAAGGCGAAAGUUUGUCUACGUAUGAGAAACUUUUUGCAAACGUGAUUAAGUUUCGUAAUUGUAUGCGGAUUAUGUGAGAUAUAAAGCUAAUAGUUGCUGAUUAAGGGCGGCAUCAAUAAAGGAGCCCCCGCCCCCCGUACAGAUUGAACCAAGCAGUCUGUUAAAAUACACAGAGCUAGCUUUUCAUGCAGAUCAAUAAAAAACUGAAUAAGUCUUAUUUUCGAAAUCUUCCACCGUGAACAUACUUAACAGAAUGAUAGGGAGAGCAGUUGUUUUUUGCACGUUAUAACUUUUAGUUAUUACUAUUAGCUGUAAACUGUGAAGAAUGGUGGAGAGUUUGUUGAUGUGUGUUUGGUUUUGAGGUUGAUUUUAUGUUUAGAAUUAGUGAUAUUAACGGAACUUAUGAAUCACCUGUUUUGGCGAUGAUUUGUAUACAUUUGUAAUGUUUUUGCGAUAAUAUCCACGAAUGCGAUGAUUCCGUUCAAUAAAUAAUUUGUUGCAUAAGACGAAGUGGCCCAAAAGUCCAUGAGGCUUACUUAACGUUAAACUAAUAAAUUACUACAGGUCACACUUGUAAUUGUUAUGCAGUCCAUGCGGAUAAAUAUGUUCAACAAUCAUGGAGCUAAGUUACGCAUCAUAAUAAGUGGUUUUUUCUUGUUGCCCACAAUUUAAAGUAAUCAUAAGAUCAUCCUCUAAUUACUAAAUAUAAUGAUUUUUCAUCUUUUUAACAUGUAAUUGUACGCGAGAUGAUCGGAAUAUGCUGUUUUUAAAUUCAGAUUUCGUUGGAUUUUCAGCAGUUGUUUUUAGUUUAUGUUAAGUUAUUGUUCGAAAAAGCCACUGUGAAG